Molecule: messenger RNA, 1247 nt
Organism: Callorhinus ursinus (northern fur seal)
Lineage: Eukaryota; Metazoa; Chordata; Mammalia; Carnivora; Otariidae
Gene: MCEMP1
Product: mast cell expressed membrane protein 1
Source: RefSeq, a predicted model, not a curated record
UUGGCCCUCCGUGAGACCGCUGGUCUCCUAAGACUCUCUUGAUCUGGGGGGUGGGGUGUGGGGAGGAUGCCCCAGGGCUGGAGGGUCCUGGGUCACUGAAAAGAGGAGAUUGACCUCUCCUCCUCCUCCCCCCAACCCAGAGAUUUCCUCAUCUGCCACGACACCUUCCGGUGGGUGGGGAUGUGUGUGGGCCAACUGGCAGACUAGGAACCAUGGAGUCUGAGGAAAUCUACAUGAAGCAGGUCAAGAUGCAGGCAGCAGCCUUCAAAGACAAGAAACAGAGGGCCCCAGCCAAUGAGGAAGGUGCAGGUAACCCUGACUAUGAGAAUAUCACCUUGACCUUCAGAAACCAGGAGAAGCUGAAGGGCAGCCAUUCAUCCCUCAAGAAUCAGGGCAAGCAGCCAUCUGCCAGCACACACUGCACAGCCUCGGGAGGGGCCCAUGUCCCGACCCUGUCUAGGCCACCCUCAGAAUCUGCCCAGGUCCCCUGUUGUCUGCACAGAGCCCUCACGAUUCUGUACACCCUCCUCGCCCUGUCCUGCAUCAUCCUCUUGGCCUUGGUCCUGGCAAAGAAUUCUGAGAUGUCCCAGGAGUUGCUGGUCUUGAAAAGGGAGCUCUGGAAUGUCUCCGACUCGGUGCGGGAGUGUCAGGAGGAGCAGAACCGGGGCUGGAGCUCCAUCCAGCAGCUCACCAGGGAGGCCAAGCAGGGCAUUCACACGGUCGAGAGAAGUGUCCAGUUCGAGGGAGAGAAAAUGAAGAUGUUAUUAACAGACAUGAGCCAAAUCAAGAACAAGUUACAGGAAAUCUCCAAGGCACUGGAGACGAAGCCAAGCUCAUAGACCUCAGCAAAUGAGAAGACAUCGAAGGCCCAGCUACCCCUCCCAGUGAAGCUGUCCACGUGUGUGAUCAUGGUGUGUUGUGAGCCUAAUGCAUGACACAGUGGGUGGCUGUGUCAGCAAGGACCCCAAAGGUGUGUCAGUGUGAGUGUGGGUGUGGGCGACACGGGUAGCACUGUGAACACGUGUGAGUACCCUGCAGUAUGUUGUGUAUACGUGUGUCAUGGCGGCGCUGUGUGUGGGGCACCCCGUGUAUCACUAUAAUUGUGGGUGUUGUAGUGUGUGCCCUGUGCCGAUGUGAGUGUGACUGAUUAUGCAAACGAGGGGCUUCGGAGCAUGUACCCAUGUAUGUUCCUUUGUUUCUGCACUCACGGUUCGUGAUUUGUGAAGAUAAAAGCCUAUGCAAAAGAA